AUGGUAGAGAGAAAUUCACUAAGUGUUGCGGAGAAUGGAAAUGAAGACUAUCCAAAUAAAAUUAAGGCAGUAGGAAUUAGGCGGGAACCUUCCUUUUCGGGCUGGUGUGAUGAGGGUGGAAUCCCGCAGCCAGCUCAUUUGAGAAGUGAGGGGGUGAGUAAAGACGACUUUAACUUUAAGCUGCCUUUGGUUCAUGCUAGUGGGCCAGAAAAUGAGCUUUUAGACCGAGGAAGGAUUUGUUCUAGCAAUUUACAACAGAAGAUGGAGCACAGUGUAGCUACUGACAUUACUUAUACUAAUAAUGGCUUGAGAAACCAAAACGAUAGUUAUGUGCCUUUUGACAUGGAAAACAACCACGAUAUCGAAAGUUAUCAUCUUACCACUGAUGACCGUAAUCACGUCGAUUACAUUUCGGCAUCCAGGAAAAAGGCAGAAAACCUUAUUUCUGUUGCUGAUGUGCUGAAGACUUUGUUUUUCAUAUUGGUUUGGUAUACAUUCAGUACAUUCCUCACACUGUACAAUAAAACAUUGUUAGGGGAUAACAUGGGAAAAUUCCCAGCCCCACUAUUGAUGAACACUGUUCACUUUACCAUGCAAGCUGUGUUGUCCAAAGCCAUUACAUGGUUUUGGUCUGACAGAUUCCAUCCCUCUGCUAUGUCAUGGAAGGAUUACUUUGUUAGAGUUGUACCUACGGCCCUCAGCACAGCAAUGGAUGUAAAUCUAAGCAAUGCAUCCCUGGUUUUUAUCUCUGUUACAUUUGCCACUAUGUGUAAAUCGGCUUCACCAAUAUUUCUCCUUCUUUUUGCCUUUGCUUUCAGAUUGGAGUCGCCAAGUGCUAAGCUGCUCGGCAUAAUCUUAGUCAUUUCAAUUGGGAUCUUAUUAACUGUUGCAAAAGAGACAGAAUUUGAGUUUUGGGGCUUCAUAUUUGUUACACUUGCUGCUGUCAUGUCUGGCUUCCGCUGGACAAUGACUCAAAUUCUUCUACAGUUGUUCCGCUUGUUUUAUAUAUGCGUAAAUGUUCACACUUUCCCCCUUUUUCUAGGUCUUAAAAAUCCGCUUACUUUGAUGAGCUACGUGACUCCUGUUAUGGCAAUUGCAACUGCUCUACUUUCAUUGAUGUUUGACCCUUGGCAAGAUUUCAGAGAGAGUGAUUACUUUAACAGCUCUUGGCAUAUUGCCAAAAGUAGUCUGCUGAUGUUUUUUGGUGGGACUUUGGCUUUCUUCAUGGUAUUAACUGAAUAUAUUCUUGUGUCAGUAACUAGUGCGGUUACAGUUACAAUUGCAGGCGUUGUGAAGGAAGCUGUAACUAUUUUGGUGGCUGUGUUGUAUUUCCAUGAUGAGUUUACUUGGCUGAAAGGAGUGGGCCUUCUAACGAUAAUGGUUGGUGUCAGUUUAUUCAACUGGUACAAGUACCAUAAGUUACAGAAGGGUGAAAGUGUUAGUUCGCCAGCUGAGGGUGCAACUCCAAAGUACGUCAUACUUGACGAGAUGGAUGAGGAAGAGGCUGGAUCUUAA
This is a messenger RNA of Striga hermonthica, 1515 nucleotides long. Lineage: Eukaryota; Viridiplantae; Streptophyta; Magnoliopsida; Lamiales; Orobanchaceae. The record is from the annotation of a GenBank genome assembly.